UGAGCUUGCUUCCCACUCGCCUUCUGACAUCAGACCCCUUCGAUGUAGCUCACAGGACAACCAGCAACAAAAUCCUUGGCAAGAAAAUGAAUCUCUUUCUCCCAUCGCCUGCUGCCUUUCACUUCACGCCCCCAGAGAAGUCUUUCUUCAUCCGACAAACAGUGAAGAUUUUUUUCCAGGUCACAUGAUCCAGGAUGAAGGGGGAAAAUCCUGCUUGGAACAGAGAUGACCUGUGAGUCUCGACAGAUCAAGGGAGAUAAGGUGUGAGGUGGAGGGGGGGGUGUAUAUAAAGAAUGUCCUCUGUACCACGGCAAACGUACCUCCACCAACUGGAUGCUUCCCUUGAGGCAGCCAUGAAUGUGUCUGAAGGCACAGUCACAAGCCAGCUAAGGGCCACUAGCCGGACUUAUUUUUAUUUCACCACAGCCACCCUGGCUCUGGGUCUCAUCUUUACUCUGGCGACUAUAAUGGUUUUAGUAGUUCAGAAGAAGGAACCCGUUCCUCAGUCACCUGACAAGUCCCCCCUUGUAGGAGGAAAUUGCUCAUUGGACAUCUUAAGUGUUCUGAAGAAACCUCUAGGGAAUGAGUCAUCAGCAUAUCUACAAGUCUCAAAAUCAAUAAACAGUUCCAAACUGACCUGGAACAAAAAUGGCAUCCUCAAUGGCAUUGGAUAUCAUGAUGGAAAUCUGAUCAUCCAAUCUCCAGGCUGGUACAUCAUCUAUUGUCAAUUGCAAUUUGCUGUGCCUAAUUGCCCAGACAAUACUAUUGACCUGAAGUUGGAACUUCUCAUUGAUAACAUAAUCAAGAAGCAAACUAUCGUUACUGUGUGUGAAUCAAAAACAGUAGCAAAGAAAAUCUACAGGAACCUCUCCCAGUUCAUUCUGCAGUAUCUAGAGGUCAACAAUACUGUGUCCAUCAAGGCUGAAAAAUUCCAAUAUGUGGAUAUAAAUACCUUUCCUCUUGAGAGUGUGUUGGCAGCCUUCAAGUAUAGCAAUUCUAACUGAACAACCUCCUUUGGCCCUUGGAGAGAAACCCAUCACCAAUACCACACAUCAUUUAUAGCUUUCCACAGACUGACUAAAGGGGAAAAAAGAAGCCUUUCACUGGAGACCUUUAUCAUUAGAUUAAAACCCCAAACAGUGUGAAACAUAUGUCUAUCCCACUUUCAUUCAUCACUCAUUCUGUGAUGAUAAAAUAGAUUCUUGGUGGAACUGUGUUUCAGAAGGGAGACAGAAAGGAAUUCUAGUCACAAAGAACCACACUCUCCAAGCACCCACAUCUAAAAUUCCAAAUCAGUGAAAAAUUGAUCAAGCGAGAAAGACUGGACUUCCUCCACUUACAGUCUGACUCAAUGAUAAUGCCCAGAAUAUUACAGUAAAUAGCUGGACUGGGCAUGGAAUCACAAGGUCUGAAACACACAUUAUGGAGACUUCCCUGCAGCAGGCCACUCCAAUUCUAAGAUAGGACUAGGGGGAAAAUGUAAUUAAAAACAAGAGAUGAUUCAAAGCAAGACUAAUUGGAUGGGAUGCUUAGCAAACUACUGACUAAGACCUAUAUUUAUUCCAAUUAAGAGCAACCUAUAUCAAGCGCAUGCAAGCAUUUGCCUACUGCUGCCUCAAAACAUGCAGUGGCAUACGUUCAAUGAACAUUAGCUGGUGACAAUGACUAUAUCGUAUGACACUCACAGAGGCAGCAAAUGGCUGCUGUUACAGAUGCCUGGAGUCUUUCUCUUUUAAAUGGAAGAAAAAUAGCUGUAUAUGGCUUGGACAUUCAACUCCCUUAGUAUCUGUACUGAUUCCAAUUCCUGCAAGUGCUUCCCAGGAUAAUAAUUAGAUUUAGGGCUAUGUAACUAUGAUAGAAAGGGCAGAGGGGGAACUUUAAUUCUUAGCAAGACUAAUGGUCCAUCAUUGUGAUCUUGGAGAUAAUAGAAGAAAAUCCUAAAUGACUAUAAUGAACUUCAUUAGUUAGGGUUUAGGACAAGAAAGGAUGACAUAAACAGAAGCCUCAGUGCAACAACUCUAUGUGUAGCCACCCAGAUAUCUGGGCAAAAGUAUAUGCUUGGAUAGAUAACCCAAGGGGAAGUGGCUUCAUGCAGUAGGUGUAUUCCUGUCUUGUACACAAAUUAAAGUUGGGUAAAUCAAAAUCUCUCUUCUGUUGCUUUUCAUCAGAACUUCAGAGACUCUCAUUACUUCCCUGGGGCUUUUAGUUUCAGUGUUCCCCAUCCCAUCACCCCUGAUCUCUGCCACCCUCUCCCUCACCCCCAAUCCAGCUUCUCUAUUAAGCAACAAUCUGUAAACAUUUAAAUGUAUUUGGGAAAAUCAUUAUUUCAUAAUCAUUGUCCUCAGCUUACUUUAUGCUUAUCAAGCACUUUCACAUUCAUGUCAUUUGAUCCUUACAACAGAAGGGAAAGCCAAGGUCCAGAGAAGUAAAAUUAAUUUGCCUACAGUCACAUGGCUACUAAGUAUAAAAGUCAGGAGGAAAACUUGGGUCACCUGAUUCAAACUCCCAAGAUUGUCAGGAAUCUUGGGAUAAAUGUAAAUAAUUUUUACUAAUAGAAUUGAUGAAUGCUUGUCUGAAUGGUCAAUACCAAGUAAAUACUUUGAGAUUUCAAAAA
Dromiciops gliroides (monito del monte) is the source of this 2614-nucleotide messenger RNA. It is a transcript of the gene TNFSF8, whose product is annotated as TNF superfamily member 8. Bases 294 to 1004 code for a protein of 236 amino acids. The record is from RefSeq and is a predicted model, not a curated record. The transcript has 4 exons. Gene Ontology annotation, cellular component: membrane. Gene Ontology annotation, biological process: immune response; CD8-positive, alpha-beta T cell differentiation. Gene Ontology annotation, molecular function: tumor necrosis factor receptor binding. NCBI's taxonomy places the organism in Eukaryota, Metazoa, Chordata, Mammalia, Microbiotheria, Microbiotheriidae.